Thyridium curvatum is the source of this 2376-nucleotide messenger RNA. RefSeq lists its product as uncharacterized. The transcript has a single exon. Lineage: Eukaryota; Fungi; Ascomycota; Sordariomycetes; Thyridiales; Thyridiaceae. Bases 1 to 2376 code for a protein of 791 amino acids. Gene Ontology annotation, biological process: ribosomal large subunit biogenesis. Gene Ontology annotation, cellular component: Noc1p-Noc2p complex; nucleoplasm; nucleolus. The record is from RefSeq and is a predicted model, not a curated record.
AUGGCCACCUCAAAGAAGAACCUGAAGGCGACUAAGAAGUUUGAGAAGAAGCACCUGAAAAGUACACUCGAACGAAGAAAAGAGGGCGCCAAGAUCAAGCAGCGCGUCCAGAUCAAGGCGAAGAAGCAGGCCAAGCGAGCCAAGGACGACGAAUUCUUCAAAGGGAAGAAGGACGGCGAGGAUGACGCCCCAAAGAUCAAUGGCAAGAAUGCCGGCGCCAAGGUUGCCGAGAUGAGUGUCGACGACUUCUUCAAGGGCGGCUUCGAGAUUAUCGACAAGAACAAGCCUGCGGGCAAGAAGGGCGACGGCAAGCUUGGAAAGCGGAAGCGAGACCAGGCCAAGGCUCAAGCUGAACAAGAGUCAGAAUCCGACUCUGGCGACGAUGAAGACUUCUCUGCAGACGAGGCGCCUGUAGCAAGCGACAGCGAGGCAGGCGACGCUGCGGAGGAUGAUGAAGACAGCGUUGGCAUGACCAAGAGCGCAAUGGACGCGCUGGCAGAGAAGGAUCCCGAGUUCUACAAGUACCUCAAGGAGAACGACCCCGAAGCUCUCGAGUUUGACGAGAAUGCUGACCUCGCCGAGAUCGACGAGCUCAGCAAUAGCGAAGGCGAGGAAGAGCAACCCAAAAAGAAACGCAAGAAGGAGAAGAAGGUUGCAGAGGAAGCGGUAGAGGACAACGAGCUCACACUUGCCAUGAUCACGAGGUGGAAGCAAUCCAUGGCAGAGACUCAUUCUCUGCGGGCGGCUAGAGAAGUUGUUCUGGCCUUCCGGAGUGCUGCCUACUCCAAGCGGCCAGGCGACCAGGGCGCGGAUGAUGCCGAUGACGACAAGAGGCAGAAAUAUACCAUCCUGAGCCCGGAUGUCCGUGAUGCCAUUGUUCUCCUAGCUCUGAAGCGGAUACCGGAGAUUUUUGAGCACCAUGUUCCCGUCAAGGAGUCAGCAGCUCACAAGGUUUACGUCGCUACGACAGGCAAGAAGUUCAAAACCCUCUCCAUUAUGAUGAGGACAUACACGACUUCUAUCCUUCGUCUUCUCGGCACGCUUACGGACGACGGCGACCUUAAGCUCGCUAUCAACGCCAUUCUGCCCCUGCUGCCCUAUCUCCUUUCUUUCCGCAAGCUCCUGAAGCACGUCAUCAAGGCUAUUGUGGGUUUCUGGGCUCAGCCAGCGAGCAGCGAAUCCUUGAGGAUCACUGCCUUCCUUGUGCUGCGAAGAUUGAUGGUCAUAGGCGACAAGGGAGUCAGGGAGGCUCUUCUCAAGGCUGUCUACCAAGGUCUCAUUGAGGGCUGCCGUGCUACCAACAUCAACACCAUCCAGGGCGUCAACUUGAUGAAGAACUCGGCGGCCGAGCUGUGGGGCAUUGACCAGGGCCUUGGCUACACAACUGCCUUUUCUUUCAUCCGGCAACUCGCCAUCCACCUUCGCAACAGCAUCGCGCACAACCAGAAUGACUCUUUCAGAACGGUGUACAACUGGCAAUAUGUGCACUCUUUGGACUUCUGGUCAUGCGUGCUAGCCGAGCAUUGCAGCCCUCUGAAGGAGGCCGAGGCCGGCAAGGAGAGUCAGCUGAAGCUGCUCAUCUACCCCUUGGUGCAAGUCACCCUCGGUGCCAUGCGUCUCAUCCCUACUGCCACCUACUUCCCGCUUAGAUUCCACCUCAUCCGGUCGCUGCUCCGAGUUUCCCGGGCUACUGGCACUUAUAUCCCUCUGGCGUCGGCUCUCAUCGAGGUUCUUAACUCGGCGGAGAUGAAGAAGCCGCCCAAGGCAGCCUCGCUGAAGCCGCUUGACUUUAGCGUCGCCUACCGGGCGCCCAAGUCGUACCUCAGGACACGCAUCUACCAGGACGGCGUUGGCGAGCAAGUCGUGGAGCUGCUGUCUGAAUACUUUGUCCUCUGGUCUACCAACAUCGCCUUCCCCGAGUUCUCGCUUCCUGUCAUCAUCAUGCUCAAGCGCUGGCUCAAGGACGCGAAGAAGAAGGCGUCUGGUAACAAGAAUGGCAAGCUCAACUCCAGCCUGACGUUGCUCAUCCAGAAGCUGGAAGCCAAUAGUCGGUUCAUCGAGGAGAAGCGCGCCCGGGUCGACUUUGCGCCCAAGGACCGUGCGCAGGUCGAUGCCUUCCUCAAGGACUUUGAGUGGGAGAAGACGCCGGUCGGCGCCUUUGUCGUGUCACAGAGAAAGCUGAGGGCAGAGAAGGCCAAGAUGAUGCAGGAGGCGAGGAAGGAGGACGAGAGGAAACGGAAAGAGGAAAAGGAGGCCGAGCAGGCUGACCAGUUGGAGGAUGAUGAGGAGGAAGAUGAAUUUGAGGAUGAGGAAGGUGUCUUGGAGGUUGACAGCGAGGAUGGGGACAUGGAAGACGAGGAGGAAGACGACGAGUAA